UCGCCGGACCGCCACAGCUCGCCGACGUGUCGCGGCCGCACUCCUCACCUCACCACGAUCUUAAUCACGCGGAAAUCAAACACAAACUAAAAUUAUCUUCCAAAAUUUUAAUUUUCUAUUAAUUGCACAUCUAACCCACUGGGUACCUGUCUUCGUGCAUGCUGAGAUUUGUUAGAAGUUUCUUCAACAUGAAGCCACCAGUUAACGCUGCUCUCCUUCACGAUGUGGACAUCCCCACGAAGAAAGCCACCUUUGGUAUGGGUUGCUUCUGGGCCAACGACUCUCUGUUCGGAGCCACCCUCGGAGUAAUCCGGACUCGAGUCGGCUACUCAGGCGGCACUACUAAGAACCCAAAUUAUAGGAGCCUUGGCGACCACACAGAGGUCAUCGAGUUGGACUAUGACCCAAAGACAGUGACCUAUGAUCACCUAUUGGAAAUGUUCUGGGCCAACCACGAGUAUGGACUCACCACCAAACUAAAAAGACAGUACCAAUCUAUGAUCCUGUACCACGAUGAGGAGCAGCGCUUGGCAGCGGAGGCUUCGUACAAAACGACACAGGAGCGCGUCAACGAACCACUGCGCACUGAGAUCGCGCCGGCUGGCAUCUUCUACCCUGCUGAGGAUUACCACCAGAAAUACAGACUGCAAGGUCAUAAGGAUCUGUGCAAGAGUCUGGGCCUGGACGCCGAAAAGUUGCAGACUUCACACGUGGCAGCCAGGUUGAAUGGCUACUUAGUUGGAAUGGGAGGUAAAGCCCAGUUCGACAAAGAAGUCCAAAGUCUGGGCUUGACUGAAGAGCAGGCGGCUUACGUAAGGCGGGAACUGGAACGUAACGAGGGUGGUGGUCUGUCGUGCUAGCUCCGGCUACAGGGUUUAUUAAUAGGAACUAACAAUCUUUUAAAGCGUUUUCAACUGAAGAUUAUACUUUUGUCUAACCUGUAAUGUAUUAUUUUUAACCUUAAUAUGUUAUAACAAUUUUGAAAAUCGAACACACUAUUUUGUCGCGUAGGGCAGUGGCGUAAGUAGGUACAGGGUGAUCAAUCGGCAAAAUGCCACAGGCUCCGACCUGGAAGGGGCCCUGUUGAUAGGUUUUCACCUGAACGUCUCUGUUUUUGAACGGGGGCCUAUCCGAUAGAAUUUGUCACGGGCCCCGAACAGACUCCAAUCCAAUUAUAAAUUACUCUAACAACCCUUCUGAUAAAAACCAUUCACCGUAGCUUAGGGACGUCUGACAACUUCAUUUAAGUUGGCCUGUAAAAAUUAUGUUACAAUUGUCUGAAAACGCCUUAUUAGAUGUUUAGUUUGAGCUAAAACGUUUGAAAUGUUAUAUAUAAUAAUAAAUGACGAUACAUAGGUAUUUUUAAUUUUAUUGUGAUAUCAUUGUCAAACAAAUGAACUAUAUUUUUAUUACGAAGUUCAAAGUACUUGUGUCAUUAUACCUAGUGCGAAUAUCAGCGCUGCAUUUUUUAUUUAGUCGAUAAUUUAAUUUAGUUCUAUUUUAAAAAAAAAAUGUGUUUUUAAUUAUCUAAAAUUUUUGUUAAUGGAUUAUAUCAUUAUCAUAACGGUUUGGGCCAUCAAAGUCUACGAUAGCCAAGAAAUUAAUACAAAUUACAUAUUAUAAAUAGAUACAGUAUUAAGUUUGAUAUUUUUGUGAAAAUAACCAUUUUAUUGUUAUCGUUUUGGUACAGAAAUGUAUCAUGUAUCUAUUGAUAUGUUUAGUGAUAUUAUAAGAUAAAUGUAUUUUCUCACA
Spodoptera litura is the source of this 1752-nucleotide messenger RNA. It is a transcript of the gene MsrA, whose product is annotated as methionine sulfoxide reductase A. Gene Ontology annotation, molecular function: peptide-methionine (S)-S-oxide reductase activity. Lineage: Eukaryota; Metazoa; Arthropoda; Insecta; Lepidoptera; Noctuidae. The record is from RefSeq and is a predicted model, not a curated record.